AUGUCGACCACCGCGACGCUGCAAAGCGUCUUUACCGUCGCCCAGCAGCAGCAGCAGCAACAGCAGCAGCAGCGGCAGACUAGCCGGGUGGACGAUGGUCACCAGACGUUCCAGCCCGUCAACUCAUCGUCCGCGCUCUCACACCCGCUCGCUCUUCCCAAGCUGUCCCAUCGCCUGGUAGAGACGCUUCGACGCUACGCACCGCUCGGCUUCACUGCGUUUGGUGGGCCUGGCGUGCACGUGGUCAUCCUGCGCAAGCUGUUUGUUGAGGAUGUAAAGUGGGUGGACCACACGUGUUUUACGGAUCUGUUUGCCCUGGGCAAUGCCCUACCCGGCCCCGGCUCCACCCAGCUGGCAUUCUCCAUCGCCGUCGUGCGCGGUGGCUCGUUGUGCGGUCUGCUGGCCUUCUUGCUGUGGAGGUGAGCGAGCGAGCGAGCGAGCGUGAUUGCGGUGGAUCAUUGGUGCCUCACGCCCGUUCAGACCGCAUGACUGACCCAGCUAGCGGCACCGCAACGCAACGCACCGCACCGCACGCACCCACGACGACCAUGCAGCUUGCCCGGAGCCAUUGGGAUGACGGCGUUGGCUGCUGGGGUGCGCAAUCUGCCAGAUCGAUUGCCCGCCAUCCUGCUGGCCUUUUUGACCGGCCUGAACGCAGCUGCAGUCGGUCUCAUCGCCUUGGCAGCUUGGCAGUUGGCUCAAACCGCCAUCACCAAUCUGCCGUCCAGGCUCAUUGUCUUGACGAGUGCAUCGGCCGGCAUCUGCUACCACGCGCCGUGGAUGUACCCCGUGCUGAUCGCUCUCGGCGGGCUGGCUAGUCUGGCAACGGACUACGCUCCCCGCGGCAUUCGAACCGCCCGACGCAAGUGGGCUAGCCGCAGGCCUCGUUGUCAAGACUCCAUCUCGGCCCCUGAUGCGUCGACCGCGGCCCAGGUCUCUGGAGCGGACAUGGAGCUGCAAGGCACGUCGCUGCACUCCAUUACGCAGACCUCCGCACCUCCCGAGCUGAGACAGCGUCAACGCAUCCACGGCGCUGAUCAUCCUCCUGCUCUGCGGUCUGAGAACAGCAGCGUUGGCACAGGCACAGGCACAGGCACAGGCACAGGCACUGGCACUGCACAAUGGUCAGGGACCGAUCCGCCGCCCUUGCGACCCAUCUUGGUGCCAAGCAAGAGGCUCGCAUUCAGCAUUGGAAGCGUCUUUGCGUGCUCCCUCAUCGUCGUGCUCGUGCUUCGCUCCCAGCUGCGAGAAAAAGGAGUCGACGGCGCUUCGGCUCCGCGCGAGCUCGAUUUGGUAGCCAACAUGGCUGUUGCUGGUUCCAUCAUCUUUGGCGGUGGACCUGUCGUCAUCCCUUUGCUUCGCGGCUACAUCGUGGAUCCCGGCUGGGUGACCUCACGUGACUUUCUCUUCGGUUUUGCCAUCCUGCAGGCGUUUCCCGGUCCCAACUUCAACAUUGCUGCCUACCUCGGCUUUCUUGCGGUCCCUUCCAGGCCCCUCUUGGGUGCAAUCCUGGCCUGGGCAGCCAUCUUCGCACCUGGCAUCAUGCUCAAGCUCGCUCUGCUCCCCCUGUACAAGAGCUGGCGCAGUCUGAAUCCUGUGCGCAGCUUGCUUCGCGGACUCAACGCUGCAGCUACAGGCCUCGUGUUCACAGCCGUCUGGCAGCUCUUUUUAGGUGAGCGUGCUCCUCCAUUCCGGCUACGGCGUGAGCCCAGUCUGCUGACACACACCCUUUGCACACCGAUCCAGUCGGCUACAUCUACCAGCCGGCUGCAGAGCCGGCCUCGCAAGGCGAUCCCGCUGCUACCAGCGCAUCUGCUCCCCUGACAUCAGAUCCGUGGUGGGGAGUGGUUGCCGCAUUUGCAUUCGUCCUCACGCAGUGGUGCAGUUGCCCGCCAGCCUUUUCAAUCUUGCUUGGUGGAGCCGCUGGUCUUGCGUGGCACGGCGUGCGUGCGACGUGA
Messenger RNA from Ceraceosorus bombacis, 1958 nucleotides. The record is from the annotation of a GenBank genome assembly. NCBI's taxonomy places the organism in Eukaryota, Fungi, Basidiomycota, Exobasidiomycetes, Ceraceosorales, Ceraceosoraceae.